ACUGUAGAGUGUAGACCACUUACCAGCGAAGUGCUCUGGUAUUUAGUUUGUAAUUAAUUGAGUUAUUUGAUGUUUUCAAAAUGCUUUAAAAUUUAACUUCAUUAAUCAAAUGCUAACUUGGUAUUUAUUGUUAAAAAACUUUCAACGUGUUAAAUAUAACAUAGUUAUGAUUAUUAUUGGUGGAAAUUAAGUAAUUUAUCUCAGGGUUAAGCAGUUGAUUAUUGAUACAAUUGGUUCGUUCUUUGUUCUGAUGAUGAGUUUUCAGCAUCUUGUUGCGUUUUGGAUGCUUUUUUAUUGCAGCUAUGCAUAUAAACCAGUGGUUUUAAUUCAUGGAAUUAUGACGGGAAGUGGAAGUAUGGAAAUAAUUUCUAGGAGAAUUCAAGAGAAACAUCCUGGGACUAAAGUCUACAAUGUUAAUAGAUUUGAGAGUUGGUCAAGUUUGGAAACCAUGUGGCACCAAGUGUUGGAAAUUGGUCAAGAUGUAGCAAAUAUAUCUAGUCAUUAUCCUGAAGGAAUUAAUCUAAUUGGGUACUCCCAAGGAGGUCUUGUUGCUCGGGGUAUUGUGCAAACAUUUCCAAAUGUCUCUGUGAGCACAUUUAUAUCUCUCAGCUCCCCCCAAGGUGGACAGUAUGGAGCUGGGUUCCUUCACGUCGUAUUUCCUGGUUUAGUUAAGGAGUCGGCUUAUGAAUUAUUCUACUCGAGAGUUGGUCAACACACAUCUGUUGGGAACUACUGGAAAGACCCCUACCACCAAACAUUGUAUGAGGAAUAUAGUGUCUAUUUGCCAUAUAUUAAUAAUCAUAUCUUGUCUGCAAAAUCAAAUGAUUUUAAAAACAAUCUGUUGAAUUUGAAGCGGCUAGUUUUAAUUGGUGGACCAGAUGAUCAAGUUAUUACUCCUUGGCAGAGCAGUCAAUUCGGUUACUAUGGAAUGAACGAGACAGUGAUAGAAAUGCGUGAGCAGGACAUCUAUAUGUCAGACCGCAUUGGCUUGCGUGCGCUCGACGAGAGCGGACGUCUUCAUAUCGUCACGGUGCCUGGUAUUAAUCAUUUCGAUUGGCACAUGAAUGUAAGCAUUGUAGACGAUUAUUUGUUACCGUAUUUAGAUUAAUUAGACGAAAGCUAAAUUAAUAUAUAGACAAAUAAAUGCAAAGAUUUUUGAUACUUUGCAUUUUAUCGAAUAAUCAGUGAUUUUGAAGUUAGACAAUUGUUCUAGUUUUGAAAUAGGAAUGAAUUAUAUUUUGCUCAUUAACUAGGACUUAAUUAUUAAACCAAUUUAGAAUUGUCUUUUAACAGUGAUUAGAGUUAUUAGACUAACUAGUAACAUAGCAUAUAUAAUGUAGCUUUAUUUAGCUAAUAGAGUUUAAACCUACAUACCGAAACGAAUGUACAACAAGUCACAGUCAAAGAUAUGUAUUAAGGGAUGAAAAUGAAAUAUUAUGUAAAUAUUAAUCUGAGAAUACAGCGUACACAAUCCAAAAUUACAAAUGUUUCCUAUGACAUCUAUUUAAAUAUAGUUAAACAAAGUAAUGCCAAAAAGUUAGUGUAAAUUUGCGUCAAUAUAGUUUAGAGUUUAUCUGAAACUAUACUGAGGCCCCUAUUCACCACACCGCACCACAGUCACCCCUUAAGUAUUGUCAAAUAUGUCAUUUUAGAAGACGGGCCAAAUAUUUUACGUACCAUUGAAGGGAACGUGUAGUUGUGUAUAUAACCGCUAGAUGGCGCUGUAAUAAAUGUCAAAUCCACAUUCAUUGAACACAGAUGUCGCCUGAAACUUUCGAUAAAGAAUUAAACGUUCUAAAAAGUUUUUUGUUCCCUUUUACAAAGAUAUUAUUAAGAUAUUAUAAAGAUAUUUAUUCUUUAAUAAUAUCACAGAUUUUUUUGUAAGUUAUUAUACUACAAUUGUGCCACGUAUCAGCGCAAAAUUGAGUUAAAUAGAAUUGUACAAAUAAAUUAUUUAAUAUUUAAAGAACUGAUCGAAAUCUUUUGAUAGUUUAUAAAACAUUGUUAUCAACAUCUCAUUUAUAAACGUACAGACCCCUAAUAUUUGGUCAAUGUUUUGAAAUUACUUAAAUCUGGUAAUUCUCAAAUUUGGCCAUAUUGUGUAUUUGAAUAUGCUUGAUAUAUUUUUUAAUGAAUAAUCAUUAUUUUUAUGUGAUUUUAGCUUUUUUCGUUUAACUUUUAAUGCUAACCUCUUGUAAUUAAUACCCUUUUUAACUGAGUGAAUUUCUGUUAUAACAAAUAUUGCGUAUACAAUGGUCUGUGGAAUUACAAGAAUAUAAUAAUAUAAAUAUAGAAAUUAACAAUAGCUAUUAAAAGUUACGCUUCAAAUAUUAAUGAAUCUCAAUUACAUUUUAUUUUGUAUGAAUUUGUACAAAAUUUUUAAAUUAAUAUGCUACAUCAAUUUGUUUUUUUUUGUUACAAUUUUCAAUUGUACAUUACUAUAUCGGUAAAUAUAAUUUAUAUUUCUAAACAAUUUUAUAUAUUUUUAAGUAUAGGUAUCUUUAGACAAAGCAUGGGCUGUAUUUA
This is a messenger RNA of Pieris brassicae (large cabbage white), 2526 nucleotides long. It is a transcript of the gene Ppt2, whose product is annotated as lysosomal thioesterase PPT2 homolog. Gene Ontology annotation, cellular component: lysosome. Gene Ontology annotation, molecular function: thiolester hydrolase activity. Lineage: Eukaryota; Metazoa; Arthropoda; Insecta; Lepidoptera; Pieridae. The record is from RefSeq and is a predicted model, not a curated record. The transcript is spliced from 6 exons. The coding region runs from base 251 to 1108 and encodes 285 amino acids.